GUAACCUACCACCUGUGGGAUCUGACUUUUAUUUUUAAGCCUUUUUCCGCCCCCACCUAAACACAACGUGGAAGAAGCCAGAGUUGGGACAGGCAUCUCAGGCUCUGGAAGUUCAAUUUUCCUCCAUACAAUGGCAAGGGACUACUCCAAAUUCAGGCCUGAAUUUCCUGCUGCUAUUCAUAAAGAUGCUUUUUAUCUUUAACUUCUUGUUUUCCCCACUUCCAACCCCGGCACUGAUCUGCAUCCUGACCUUCGGAGCUGUCAUCUUCCUGUGGUUGGUUAACAGACCUCAGCCCGCCUUGCCUCAUGUUGAUCUGAACAAGCAGUCGGUGGGAAUUGAGGGAGGAGCACGGAGAGGCAUUUGCCAGAAGGACAAUGACCUGAUACGCAGCUACUUCUCAGAUGCCAAGACAGCAUAUGAAAUCUUCCAAAGAGGACUUGCUGUGUCUGUAUCACAGAAGGUGUCUGAUCGAGCAGAGUACCUGGGCUCCUGUCUCUUGCAUAAAGGAUGUAAACCAUCACAAGACAGCUUUGUUGGCAUCUUUUCUCAGAAUAGGCCAGAGUGGGUCAUCUCUGAGUUCGCUUGUUACACGUACUCCAUGGUAGCUGUGCCUCUCUAUGAUACCUUGGGAGCGGAAGCUGUCAUAUACAUCGUCAACAAGGCUGAUAUCUCCACGGUAAUCUGUGAUACACCCCAAAAGGCAUUAGUCCUGAUCAGUAAUGUGGAAAAGGGCCUCACCCCAGGCCUGAAAUUGGUCAUCCUCAUGGAUCCCUUUGAGGAUGACCUGAAGAAGAGAGGGGAGAAAUGUGGAGUUGAAAUCUUAUCCCUGAUUGAUGCUGAGAAUUUAGGCAAAGAGAACUUCAGAAAACCCGUGCCUCCUGCACCAGAAGAUAUGAGCAUCAUUUGCUUUACCAGUGGGACCACAGGUGAUCCCAAAGGAGCCAUCUUAACCCAUGAAAAUAUUGCUUCCAAUGCUUCUGCUUUUCUCAAAUCUCUAGAGGGUGUUUUUGAGCCCACUCCCGAGGACGUGACUAUAUCCUACCUCCCCUUGGCUCAUAUGUUUGAGAGGGUUGUACAGGCUGUUGUGUACUCUUGUGGAGCCAAAGUCGGAUUCUUCCAAGGAGACAUUCGGCUGCUGCCUGACGACAUGAAGACCUUGAAGCCCACAUUGUUCCCUACGGUGCCUCGACUCCUUAACAAGGUCUAUGAUAAGGUACAAAAUGAAGCCAAGACACCCUUGAAGAAGUUCUUGUUGAACUUGGCUGUUGCCAGUAAAUUCAGUGAAGUGAAAAAGGGUAUCAUCAGACGUGACAGUCUGUGGGACAAGCUCAUCUUUAGAAAGAUCCAGGAAAGCCUGGGUGGGAAGAUUCGGCUCAUGGUCACCGGAGCUGCCCCCAUCUCACCUCCCAUCUUGACGUUCCUUCGGGCAGCAAUGGGAUGCCUGGUGUUGGAAGCUUAUGGUCAAACAGAAUGCACUGCUGGCUGUACAGUUACAUUACCUGGGGAUUGGAAAUCAGGCCACGUUGGAGUCCCCAUGGCUUGCAAUCAUGUAAAGCUGGAAGAUGUACCUGAUAUGAACUACUUUGCCGUGAACAAUGAAGGAGAGGUGAGUAGGCUGUGCUCAGAAACACUGACUCUGUUGUCUUUCUGUCUGCUACAGAACGGAACUCUGAAGGUCAUCGACCGAAAAAAGAACAUAUUCAAGCUGGCCCAAGGAGAAUACAUUGCUCCAGAGAAGAUAGAAAAUAUCUACAUCAGGAGCAGUCUGGUGUCGCAGAUUUUUGUACAUGGGGAAAGCUUACGGUCAUUCCUAGUGGGAGUGGUGGUUCCUGAUCCAGAUGCACUUCCCUCAUUUGCAGCCAAGAUUGGGGUAAAGGGCUCUAUUGAAGAACUGUGUCAAAACCAAACUAUAAAGAAAGCCAUAUUAGAAGACAUGCAGAAAAUUGGGACAGAAGGUGACCUUAAAUCCUUUGAACAGGUUAAAUGCAUCCAUUUACAUCCAGAGCCAUUUUCCAUCGAAAAUGGACUUUUAACACCAACCUUGAAAGCAAAGCGGGGAGACCUUGCCAAGUACUUUGGGACUCAAAUCAACAGUCUGUAUGGGAACACCCGGGAGUAGGUUAAGUUUGCUGCUGAGCUGGAAGCUAUGGGUAAAGGAGCUGAAGCUCAUGUCAAGCGCACCUUUCCAGUAAAUGAAGCAAGCGCCGAAUGGCAACCUCCUGAUCUGGGAAUACAGGCACAAAGCCUGCACAACAGCCACACCUCCUGGGAAGGAAUCGACUGAUCUUUCCUCCCGACUCCACUUCCUGCUGUCCCUUACCCGCCUUCAACACGUACCAAUAUCGCCUGAAAAUAUAAAGUCUUAAGAAUAAACUAUUGUAGAACACUGAA
Molecule: messenger RNA, 2392 nt
Organism: Odocoileus virginianus texanus
Lineage: Eukaryota; Metazoa; Chordata; Mammalia; Artiodactyla; Cervidae
Source: RefSeq, a predicted model, not a curated record